Molecule: messenger RNA, 1251 nt
Organism: Exophiala bonariae
Lineage: Eukaryota; Fungi; Ascomycota; Eurotiomycetes; Chaetothyriales; Herpotrichiellaceae
Exons: 1
Coding region: 1-1251 (416 amino acids)
Source: RefSeq, a predicted model, not a curated record
AUGAACAAUCCUGAAUUCCGCCAGACUCUACACAACCUCUCUCACAACCUCGAAAGCGCAAACCAGACAGCGCAAGAGAACAUCUACACAUUUACCCAACUUUAUAUCGACCCCUGUUUGUCAGGAGUGAAAUCCUGUCUAUACGACUGCACGGCACCAUGUUUCCCAAACCGGGAGGGCAGUUUGCGCCGACGAAGGGGCCGGUCCCGUGGUCGCGCCGAAUACAGCUUUGACUUCUAUAGCGCAUGGGAAGAUGAAGAGGAGGCAAACGAGAAUACUUUACGAUGGGGGGAUGAUGAGCUGGACAGUUUAUUGGCAGGACGCGGCUCGGCAUCAGAACAACCGAAGAGACAGCGCGCAAUGAGCUAUGGCUCUCGGGGACGCCGAAAACCGACAACUCUUCACCCUGAACCUGAGGUAGAUCCUACUAUUAUCCCUGGAUCUUCAUACCUAGGUUUCUUGGAGCGGUUACCGUGGAAGAUUGGUAGCAGGACGCUUCGAUACAAACCAUCUGCUGCAGACUUGCAGGAGCAUCCUGGUGCAGUACGGGUAAAAGAUGGCGCGGCUGAGCCUUUAUUAGAAGAAAAUGAAGACGACACCGAGGUAUGGAGAAAAGGACAUGGUCGACAGCGGAGUGAUACUACCACUUCACGGUCUACUACGAAUUCACUCAGCUCAAGAGGCGAUCUGAUCAUGAGUGAUGAAGAGGAUGAUGCUGUGCCCCUCGAUGAUGAGUUUGCUGUUGCUCUAAGUCGACGGAUGACCAAUCAAGGUGUAAAUGAAGAAUCAGGAAAUGGAAAAUCGAGGAGUACAAGUGGCAAACGUCCAAGGGAUUCUCUACGAUCCAAUCGAACCACUUCUUCCAAAUCAAUAAGAAGUCCUGGCAGUAAAAGCCAGAGAUCAAUGUCACAAAAGAGCCUUGCACCCGUCGUACCAUUGCCCGAGAACGAUGAUUCGCAUGCUCCGACACUGCUCGAUCUCCAACAGCAGGAACAAGAGGUCGAAAGGGAAGAAGAAUUGGAAGUCAAGGUUAAACGGGAAGCGGCUCGACGACUCGCCUUGGAAAGAGGCCUAAGUUCUACUGAAGUCAAACCUGAUCCUCCAGCUCAAACAGAUGACAUAAUUGACCAUACUCUGCAAAUUCCUGAAUCAGGGCUAGAAACUCCAGACCUUCCGGAGCCAAUACCAGACCAGGUUAUACCGGAGGAUUCGAGCACCAUUGAUCGCCCGGAGGAAGAGGGCUCCGACUAG